CACGAUCCCGCCUGUGACGCGAAAUGGUGAUUAUCGUUAAAGUUUUCUCGUCUUCCAUGCAUUUUAUCAUUGGAAGACACUGAUUUCUGUGGUUUGUUUAUGUUAGUUGUAAAAGUUUAUAUUUACUAUUUUUCAGUUUUAUGCAAUCAUAAAAGAUUUUAAAUAUGGGUACUAGAUCAAAGGAUAGGAUUAAAACAAUAAUUUCCAAGGAAAUAUUAAAUAUACAUAAUUAUUCCUUAGAUGUUCAGAAGUCUGUUAAGAACAGUUUAGAAGAUACUUUAGAUUACUUACGUAGUUUAAUUUCUCAAAUACCAGAGUCAGCUUCUGGACCUUUAAUUACAAAAACACCAAAAGUUCCAAGGAAAAGAGACAUUCAACGUAUUGAAACUAUUCCAGAAAAUGAUGUUAUGAUUAUUGACAAUACAGUAUCAAAUUCUACUAUAAUACAGGAUAAAACUGAGAUUGUAGAAGAAAUAGUAAUUGGUCGAAUUAAAAGACAAGCUUCAAAGAAAGCUGCAGAUAAUAUUAAAAAACAGCAAUCAUUAUCACUUAGUACUAAAUUACGAAGACCAACAACUCCUGUUGAUAAUAAUAGAAAUAGCAAACGUGAAAGCCGAUUUAAAAGGAAGAAAAGUCCUAGAAACAGUUCAGAUGAAGAAAGCAUGCAAGCUCCCACAAAACAUAGUAAAAUAGAAGAGAAUAUUUUAAGUGAAACUAUAUCAAAGAAAAUUGCAGACACAAAUUCAGAUAAUCAUCCCUCUAUAAAAGAUCAUCUUUCUGUAAACGAUGUAAUAACAGAAGAAAAAAUAGAACCAUUAAGAUCUUCAAUGACAACAAGAAGCCAUAGUAAUAGUAGAAAGAGAACUUUAUCAGAAAAUGGAAACAUAAAGAAUAAAAAUUCUAAUAUCAUUGAUGAUACAGUAAUUGCACCAACAGGAAAUGAUAUUGAAGAACCUUCAAUAUAUGAAGAUGCAAUUGGAAAACCUACUCCUAUUAUGAAUUCUACAAUGAAUCUAAAUUCUACUUUUUCACAAAAAAUGAUGAAUGCUACUGUAGUUUUAGAACCUCUAUCAGCAAUAAAAUUAAACGAAACUGUAACAAUUAAUAAAAAAUUGGUGGAUAGCAUAAAAAAGAGUAAUGAACAAAAAAUAACUGAGUCAAAAGCUGAAUUUAAACCUCCCAAAUUACCUAAUUUGAAAUCACGUUCGUCUAUAAUUUUGCAGGAUAAAAUGCAACAGCUAAAAAAAGCAAUGGCGAACCAAGAAUUUGAUGAAUUAUUUACAGAUGACCAAUCAUCUCCUGAAGCGACAAAGCCAAAGGGAAAUAUUAAGAAACAAGAAAUUAAAAAACGAAAAAUGAAACGUCAAAUCGGAUCAUUGCCAUCAAGUGAGGAUGAAAUACUUAAUACUCCACCAAAACCAACUUUGAAGCAAAUGAAUACAGUUACAGGAUUCCAAGAAGUAAAAAAUAUAUAUAAAUCGAAUGCUUUAUUCAGUCCAUAUGCCAAGGAAUCAGUGAAAAAAAGAGUCGAGGCAUUUGAGCAGGCAGGUAAUACUCCAAAACUCACUGUGGAUGUUGAUGCACCUAGAAUAACUAGAACAAAAACACGUGCUAAAGCACGUGCAGAGAAAGAAGCUUUAGAAAAUGCAAAUAUAGCAGAAAAAGCCGUUACUCAAAAAUUAGCACGGAAAUCGCUUGCAAAAGCUAAGAAAAUUUCAUUAGCAAAACAGACUAAGGAUAUAAACGAUAAAGAUAAAGAGAAUAAGUUGCAUUCAGAACAAAAGAUUAGUAAAUUAAUUUUUGAAAAAAUAAAUUGCAAACAACAACAGAAGACGACUCCAUUAAGCAAAGCAAAAUCUCAGUUGCCAAUGUCUGUUAAUCGUAUUCCUCAUACUCCAGCAAAUCAAAUUAAUGUGAAUCCCAACAAAGCUUUAAGUGUCACUCGUUCAAAUAUCAUUACAUCGGUGGAAUCUUUAAUUCCAACUACAAAAUUAAUGAAUAAACGUAAUUCAUUGGAUAAAAUGGAUGAAAAGAGAAAAAAAUUGAAUGAUGAAGAUGCGAGGAAAAAACGAGAAGAAGCAUUAAGGCUCCAAACGGAAGAAAAAAGAAGGAAAAGGCAAGAAAAAGAAUUAAGAAAUAAAUUAGCUAGAGAGGCAAAAGAAAAACAAGAUAUGGAAAAACGUCAAAGAGCUGAAAAAGAAAGAGAAGAAAAAGCACGAUUAGCACAACAAAUGCAAGAAAAACAACGCGAAGAAAUGGAAAAGAAACGUUUAGCUCAAUUACAACGUGCCCAGGAAAAGGAAGAGAGAAGGAAACAAGAAGAACAACAACGUUUACAACGUUUACAAGAACAAGAAGAAGCGGAACGUAUAUUAGCUGAACAAAGACGUCGCGAACAGGAAGCUGAAAAGCGAAAAGAAGCUGAACAACGAGCCCAACAUCAAGCUGCAGCUGAAGCAAUAAAAGCUAAGCAUCAGAUGCUUAUGUCACAGAUAAAAUAUGGGAACAAACAUCAGGGUCCAACCACUUAUGUUUUGGAUAGUGAACCUGAUGACGAUGAUUCAGAUGAUGAAUCCAAACCAAAACAUAUAAUUCCAUAUUGGGCACAAUCGCACGUUCGCAAAGUUCAACUUGCCAUGCAACGAUACAUUCCGGAGAAAGCAAUUUAUAAAUUCUUUGACACCAAGAAAUGUACACCAGAUUUAACUCAAAUGUUUCAAGGUAUAGAUAGGAGUAGAUUAAAACGUACAUCCAGUGCAAUCUGGAAAACACCACCACGUUAUUCCAUGAUGGGAGUCGAAUAA
Messenger RNA from Heterotrigona itama, 2804 nucleotides. NCBI's taxonomy places the organism in Eukaryota, Metazoa, Arthropoda, Insecta, Hymenoptera, Apidae. The record is from the annotation of a GenBank genome assembly.